UCGCCAACUUCACUGCCACCGCUCGCCGACAGAACCCAUUCGUCACGACCCUUUACUCGAUCGGCGUCGGGGAUGCAAACGACACCGAUUUCUCAUCCAUGGUCACCAAUCCACCCUUCGCAAAGCUUAUAUUCAGUCCACAAUACAAACCGCUAGAAGGCUUGGGUUUUAAGGGGAUGGAUUUAUCCUGGUUGGGCCAAUCCUCCUUCGAUCUCGCCGGCAUCGAUACUCUGUUCAAGGAGUGGCGAGCCCAAGUCGAGUCCGAAGUCAUGACGGCCGGGGAAAAGAAUCUACUGCUGACAGCGACGUUCGGGUACGCGCCGGAUCCGAAUGUGAGGAAUUUUCCGGUGGGGUCAAUAAGGAACCACAUGGAUUGGGUUCAUAUCAUGGCGCAGAAUCUCGAAUCGUCGAAAGUCAUGGAGCCCGACGCUCCGUUGAAGGACCACGAUUUCUUAUCCAACAUUGGAUCUGGCAUCGAGGCAUGGGUUUCUGUCGGGAAAGUUUCCCCCCGAGAAGCUGGUGCUCAGCCUGUCGUUCCAUGAGUACGCAUGGAGCUGGAGCCUAGCGAACCCUGCGACGACUAUAUUGGUGCUCCAGUGAGACUUAUGCGGUGGUGGCGGAAGGGAGCGAUGACGACGACGGCGGGGUGUUUGAGAGAUAGCUCGAGGGAGGGGUGGGGAAUUGCAUUGGUUGGAGGGUUUGGGCGAGGACAGUGGCAGUCAAGCCGAGCGGGUGGGAAAUGGUAAUUAUUUUUUCUAUUUUAUUUAUUUUAGUUUAUUGUAACUUAUAAAUAUGAGGUUGAAAUUAAAAAGAUUAAAUUUAUUAUUUUUAUUAUUUUUUAAUUGCCAUGUCAUUUAUCUAACAGUCAACUCUCAGAGUUGACUGCCACGUCAGAUAAAGUUAACGGAGAUUAACGGAGAGUGAUCAAACUUGAACUGUUGAACUAAUUGUAUUGACCAUGAAUGGAAUAAACUAAUUUUAGUGGCAAACGUGACACUUUUUAGCAAUUCCAGUAACCAAACUAGCUAUUUACCCGUAAUAACUUUGACGUCAGGUGGAGAUGAAAUCGAGGAUUUUGGUGGUGAUAUCAUGCUUCUUUUCUUGCAAAGAUCCACCUUCGACGCCUUUGAUAUUUUUGCUGUCGCCUUCCAAAACUUCAUCCUGUUCUUGUCGUUGUUACCAAUGCAGUCAAAAUCAGGAUUUUGAUCGUAAAAUCGUAGGAUUUUACUUAGAGAUUCUAAUCCUGAUUUUACUAUAAAAUCGGUGGACCUUAAAAUCGUUCAAAAUCGGGAUUAAAAUCGUAACAAAAUCGAGAUUUUGAUCCUAUGUGAACAAAAUAGGCAGUUUGAGCCAAUUCAAAAGAAGCAGAACUGUUUCGGUGAAAAGGAAAUGAAGGGGAUCUUCAAAAAUAUUUUUCCUAUUAAAAGAACAUUUGAAAAGAUAAAAAUUAACCUAAUUAGGGUUCGGUUAACCCCUUUCCCUUCCCCUUGUUUAACUCAUCGGUAAAACAGUUGUCAUAAUAUUGUAGGUACGUAAGAAUUAAAUCAUUAUUAACAAAUUAAUUGAUUAUUGAAUAUAUUUGUACCAAAACAAUGACAUUAAUUAUUUUAUUAGAGUUCCCUUAUUAUUAGUUUUAAAUCAUGCUUAGUAGACGAUGCCGGAAUACUAGUUUGAGUUAAACUACCUAGAUACAACAUGAAAAACAAGAGCCAAACUCCAUGAGCUCUAUCCCUUCCUCGUAAAUUAUUUUGAGUUACGCAUUAAAUAACAAUUAAAAUGAUAAUUUUGGAACAUUAAUCUUGAAAAUUAUCACUUUAAAUGUUAUAUGUCUUUGUGUCAUAAAUGAUUUACCUUAAUAAUAUUAUUAUAUGCUAAUUUUUAUAUGGUACUUAAAAUCUUACGAUUCUACGAUUCCGAUUUACUCUAGUUUUCAAUUUUAGGUAAAAUCCCGAUUUUGACUAAUUUAGUUGUUUCAAACUGAGAGUGAAGGAAGAUAAAGGUCAAAUUGGGGAAUGGGUAAAGCCUGAGAGCUGUAAAAAUAUUAUGUGAAUAUAUAAAUUGUAUAUCAUUUAUUAUUAUUUAUUUAUUAAAAAAUUAAAUUUGAAAUUUCCUAUAUUGCGCAUAUGUGGAUGACACAUAAGCGACACUUCAUCAAUAGUCAAACGAACGUUGGCCGCCGUUAAGUCAACAGUUAAAUCUAACAGUCAACUGAAUUUCGCGCAAUACAAUUGAGGCAGGCUCCUUGUAGUCUGGAAUAUUACUUUAAUUAUUGAAGUUUUGUAAUACAAUUGACAAAUUUGCUAAAAGUUGAUAUUUUUAGUGGUAUUAACCCUUACUAUUAUUAUAUGUUUCUAUUUUGCAUUACCUAGUUAUACCUCGCAGCUACUGGGGCUUUUACCUUAACCGACAAAGUACAAACCCGCGUCGAGGGCAAUAAUCUAGGACCUAUUGU
This is a messenger RNA of Linum trigynum, 2452 nucleotides long. The record is from the annotation of a GenBank genome assembly. Lineage: Eukaryota; Viridiplantae; Streptophyta; Magnoliopsida; Malpighiales; Linaceae.